AUGAAUAGGUUUCUUUUUAAAGGUGAUCCCGAAAUUGACAACAUGGACUCUAGCACUACAAAAGUUAUUGCACAGGCGAAUAUCAGUACAGAUCGCGAUAUUGACGACAGCGGAGAGCACAUUGGUCCGUCAGUCACGCAGAUAUAUCACCAUCCUUACGCCGCGUCGUUGCUAAAAAACGAUUCGUACGUCUGCAGUGCUGUUGUGUUGAAUACCUACUGGUUACUUACAUUAUCCAAAUGCUUUGAUUCACAUAUUAUAUCGUCAUACGUAACUCAUACAAAUCUUAAUAACUAUACGCUUAGGGUUGGCAGUUCAUAUAACAACAAAAGUGGGUCACUUCAUAAGAUUAAGCUGCUAAUAAAUAAUUUCGACUUAAAAGUAUCGGCUGUGAAGUUGGAAGCACCUUUGGAAUUCAGUUCCCGUAUUCGAUCCGUGAAUUUACCAGAUCCGGAUGACGAAGUCAACUUGGGUUACUUAGCGUCAAUUCUGGCCUGGACUCCCACUGGGCAUAUACGGGUCGUAAACGUGCCAGUCUUAGAUGCAUCUAUAUGUGAACGAGCGACGGAGAUAUUACCGGGCUACUACAUAUGUGCCGGUGGAGUCCAAGAUCUGAACAGACACUUUUGCAGAAGAGACGACGGUGGUGCGAUCAUACAAAAUAAUACGCUCGUAGGAAUAGCGACUUUCCUCCAUAGGUGCGCUGUCUACACUCGCACGCACGCGUUCCUUAAAGUGUCAAGUUUCGCUAGAUGGCUUAAUUCAGUCAUUUGGGACGAAGAUAAUAGGCCAACCACAGUCACUCCAAUUUCCUCCACACCACAAACCGUAUCUCCUGAUAUCAACCUUACAGAGAAUACUCCGCAGUAUAGAAACGUAUAUUUUGACCAAAGGAAACAAAUACUAUCAAUACCGUUCGACCCUAUAAGCGUACCUAUAGAACCGGCGGAAGGCAACUCAGUCUUGCCUGGAAUGAGUCUCUAUGAAUCUUAUUUACAAAACAUAGCAAGAGCAAAAACUUCAACCACACAAGAUCCAAAUGUUGUGGAAAAUAUGAAAAGGGAAUGGCUCAGAAAACUAGAAAAGAAGUACAAUAAUGUACUAGCUCAAGCGAAGGUGGCGGAACAUAACUCAGUCUUGCCUCGAAUGGGUCUCUAUGAAUCUUAUUUACAAAACAUAGCAAGAGCGAAAACUUCAACCACACAAGACCCAAAUAUUGUGGAAGACAUGAAAAGGGAAUGGCUCAGAAAACUUGGAAAGAAAUACAAUGUACAAGCUGAUGCUAAAAUGUACAAAACAAACAGAUAUCAAUCUAACGAAGUUAACUAG
Messenger RNA from Parnassius apollo (apollo), 1329 nucleotides. The record is from the annotation of a GenBank genome assembly. Lineage: Eukaryota; Metazoa; Arthropoda; Insecta; Lepidoptera; Papilionidae.